Camponotus floridanus (Florida carpenter ant) is the source of this 921-nucleotide messenger RNA. RefSeq lists its product as uncharacterized. Bases 1 to 921 code for a protein of 306 amino acids. The record is from RefSeq and is a predicted model, not a curated record. Lineage: Eukaryota; Metazoa; Arthropoda; Insecta; Hymenoptera; Formicidae. The transcript has a single exon.
AUGAUUCAAGAAGUAGUGCAAAAAGAAUUAGGAAAUGUUAAACAAGAACUGGAAAACCUGAGGAAGGUGAUACAGGGAGUAGCAUGUGGAGCAAAGAAAGGAUCGCUAAGAAGCUAUAGUGAAGCGGUUAAAGAGAAGAAAAAAGAAAAUGUCAUAAUUGUUAAGCCGAAAAUGCAACAAGAGAGUGAAACCACUAAAAAGUUAAUAAAAAAGAAGGUGGACAUUAAGAAUAUGGCUAUGGGAAUAACGAAACUAAGAAAAGGAAGCAAGGGAACAGUGAUUGUGGGUUGUGAAGCUGGAGAGGAGGUGAAAAAACUGAAAGAGACAGUCCAAGCUAAGCUGGGAAAAAAUUACAAAGUGAUGGAGUCGCCUCAAUCGAAACCAAAGAUAAAAAUUAUUAACAUAGGUUUAGAAGAGAUGAACUUAGAUGAUAGUAAACUUAUAAGUACGAUAAAGAUACAGAAUAAAAUAGAUACAGUAAAUAUGCGAAUUGUGAAGAGAAUAGUCAAAGAAAAGAGAAAUAGGCAAUCUGAAAGAAAAGGAAAUGAAGAAGGAUCAAUAAUAAUGGAAGCAGAUGAAGAGACGCACGGGCUGAUAUUGAAGAAAACAAAAUUAAAUGUAGGAUGGAAGAAAUGUCCUGUAUUUGAUCAUAUCAGCGUUAAAAGAUGCUUUAAAUGCUGGGGAUAUUAUCAUAUCGCAAAAAACUGUACGCGAGAGGAAACAUGCCAUAUAUGCGCAGGAAGUCAUAACUCGCGUGAUUGUACAGCGACAAAGAAGAAAUGUGUGAAUUGUGUGUUCAAAAAUCGAACAUACAAUCUGAAGAUAAAUGACGACCAUGACGCUCUUAGUCCGGAGUGUCCGACUUUUAAGAGGGCGCUACAGGAGGAGAAGAGGAGAACAGGCUGGGAGGACGCUAAAUAG